AUGUUCAUAAGUCUGGCUUUCUCUGAUCUUGCAGUUGGAUUGUUGCCGCAGCUUAUGGACGCUAUUAUCUUUGCCGUGGUGUGGAAGAUGGCGUCAAGAAGAGGCAACUUAGCAUACCUUUGUCCAACGGUUUUACGCGUGCUUUAUUAUUUUAUGUAUCUUCUCGUCGCUGCAUCUUUCCUGAAUGUUGUUUUCAUUGCAUUUGAUAGACUUUUUGCUUUUUCGCUCCAUUUGCGAUAUCAGGAGCUUUUCACACCCAGACGUAUUACAAUAGUGUUGGUAUCUGUAUGGAUAAUAAGUUGCGUCCUCGCCUUCCUAUUUAUUUUCUUUCCAAAAGAAAUGGAAAUGGUAGCUGUGGUUAUUACCGUAACAGGAUAUACUCUAACUACCGUGGUAUAUGUUCGAAUUUACAAAGUUGUCAAAUAUCAUCAGAAUCAGAUAUACAGUCAAAACCAGCUUCAAAAUGCCCAAACAAGGGAGGCACACAAACAAAGAAAAUCCGCCUAUAAUAGUCUAUUUGUCUCAGUAGUUUUUUUAGCUUGUUAUUUUCCUUUUUUUCCCUGUACCAUACUGUACAUGACAAACAACACUGAAAUCUCGUUUAUCGUCGCUCAAUUUGCGUCGGAAUUCUUAGUUUGCCUGAAUUCAUCACUAAAUCCUCUUGUUUAUUGCUGGCGGUACCGAGAGAUUCGCCAAAUUGUAAAAAACACAGUGAAGAAAAUAAUUCGCAUGAACGAGAAUAUGACAUAA
Porites evermanni is the source of this 750-nucleotide messenger RNA. NCBI's taxonomy places the organism in Eukaryota, Metazoa, Cnidaria, Anthozoa, Scleractinia, Poritidae. The record is from the annotation of a GenBank genome assembly.